Messenger RNA from Amphimedon queenslandica, 2108 nucleotides. Its product is annotated as sec1 family domain-containing protein 1. The record is from RefSeq and is a predicted model, not a curated record. Lineage: Eukaryota; Metazoa; Porifera; Demospongiae; Haplosclerida; Niphatidae. Gene Ontology annotation, biological process: vesicle-mediated transport. The coding region runs from base 45 to 2024 and encodes 659 amino acids. The transcript has 22 exons.
GUCAUUAUAAGUUUAACCUCCGCGCCCUCCGAGCUGACAGAACAAUGGCGACUUCUUCCAAUGGAUCUGUCCCUCGAUCUGUCCCUGCAGCCCAAAACUCUUUGAGAAAUAGGCAGAUUGCUGCCAUAAAGUCUAUGCUAAAUUUCAAUUCUCAAGUGAACAAGAGCUUACAGCCAUCGGAACCUGUCUGGAAAUUAUUAGUGUACGAUAAGUUUGGUCAAGACAUUAUCUCACCUUUACUGACUGUCAAGGAGCUAAGACAAUUGGCCAUCACACUUUACCUUUCAGUUGAUGGUAGUCGUGAGCCAGUUCCUGAUGCAGCUGCUAUAUACUUUGUGACUCCAACCCAAGACGUUGUGUCUCGCUUGUGUCGUGAUCUUCACUCGUACCUUUAUGAGUCUUAUCAUUUUAAUUUCAUCACUCCGGUCCCACGCCCACUUCUUGAGGAGGUAGCCAAAGCAGCCGUUGAUGCCAACUGCGUGGCACAAGUAUCAAAAGUUUAUGAUCAAUAUCUAAAUUUCAUUUCACUUGAAGAUGAUCUCUUCAUCACGAGACAUCAAGAUAAAACAGCAAUCUCAUACUACGAAUUGAAUCGCCCUGAUUGCAAGGAUACAGACAUACAAGCUAUCACUGAUAUAAUAGCUGACUCUUUAUUCUCUGUCUUUGUCACUGCUGGCAUGGUUCCCAUCAUAAGGUGUCCUAGAGGUAAUGCUGCUGAAAUGGUAGCCGAGACACUUGACAAGAAGAUUAAAGAUAAUCUUCGUGACCCACGAACCAGCAUGUUCACUGGUGACACACUCUCCGUCUCACAGAUUGGUUUUUCUCGGCCACUUCUCAUAAUACUUGAUCGUACGAUGGAUCUGGCCACACCUCUCCAUCACACGUGGACAUAUCAAGCUCUGGCACACGAUGUCUUUGACUUACAAUUAAAUCGAAUUACGAUACCUCAGUCGACCGAUGAUGAAGGGAGUGUCCAGCAGGCGAAAUCUUACGAUCUUCAUGGUAGUGAUGGUUUCUGGAGGUCGUAUAAAGGCAGUCCAUUCCCUGAGGUAGCUGAUGCUGUCCAGUCUGAAGUGACAGCUUAUAAAGCAAAGGAGACUGAGCUCUCACGACUGAGGGAUGUUAUGGGUGCAUCUAAUGGAGAUGAUUCCCAAUUAAUGCCCGCUGAUCUCAGCGACAGUACGGCUAAACUGACAUCAGCAAUAACUUCUCUUCCUGAGUUGAUGGAGAAGAAGAAGAGCAUUGACAUGCACACGAACAUUGCCACUUCUCUCCUUGACCAGAUCAAGAAAAGGAAACUUGAUUUAUUUUUUGAGAUUGAAGACAAGCUGCUUACAAGAUCAACACCAGAUAAGCCAAUACUGGAUAUACUAACGGAUCCAUCAGCUGGCGAACCUGAAGACAAAUUAAGAUUAUUUCUUAUAUAUUAUAUUCUCUCACAAGACACAAUGCCAGAGUCUGAAUUAGAGCAGUAUCUCACUGCUCUAGAGUCAAUGGCAACUGAUACAUCUCCAGUACAUUAUAUUAAGAAAUGGAAAGCGUUGACAAAGAUGGCUGCCAACCCAAGGAUAGCCAAACAGGCAAGCACUGGAUACUCCUCCAGCUCCAUGAGUACAAUGUUUCAGCAUCUAUACACGUCAGGGACCAAAAUGAUGGAAGGAGUUAGGAAUUUUGUUAUAAGAACGAAAGACUUACCUUUUACAAGAAUAGUGGAUCAGCUAAUGGAAAUGAAAGUGACAAAAGAGACUGAAGAUUUUCGUUAUUUUGAUCCCAAACUACUAAGAGGAACUGACAGUUCGGCGAGAGGGCGUGGCCCUUUUCAAGAGGCUUACGUUUUUGUGGUUGGAGGUGGAAACUACAUUGAAUAUCAAAACCUUCAAGAUCAUUGCUCAAGACAGCAAGCAGGCAGCAGUGGUACUGCAAUAAACCAGCCCACUAAGAGGAUUACGUAUGGGACAACUGAACUAAUGGAUGCAACCGAGUUCUUAGCACAGUUGUCUCUUUUAGGAAAAUCGAUAGAUUGAUUAACAAUGAUUAAGUUAUCAAUCAUUAUUAAUAAUAUUAUUAAUAUUAUACAAUAAUUCUCAAUAAUAUUUGAUUUUCAAUAU